AUGUCUGCGAGAAGCAGAGUCGACGAGUAUGGUUACAUCCGUGAGCCCCGGCGUGCCCGGGAGUACGAAGAGCGCCGGUACGAGAUCCGUGAGCGGUCGCGCUCUCGGGACCGGGUGCCUUAUUUCCUCCGCGAAGAGAAUCGCCGCCCAGAGCAGGGUCCGCUGGUGCUCCGCGAGCGCGAGCGCGAGAUCGUCGAGCGACCAGUCCGAGGCCGGUCUCCAACUCCUGUUCGGGUACAUGAGCGGGUCAUCGAGCGCACCAGGAGCGUCACCCCGCCCCCUCGGCCGCCGUCGAGGCGUGACGGCCGUGAGGAGGUGCGCAUCCGCCAGGUUGUGAGGGAGUCCAGCCGUGGCCCGGGUCCAGAGAGGAUCCGGUUCAUUGAUUCGCACUCGCGGUCCCCCUCGCCUGUUGAGCGUGAACGGAUUCGUAUUGUCGAGAAGGAGCGUGCUCCGAAUCCCCCCCCGUCCCCUAGACCCACGACUCCCCAAGUCAUCCAGGGCCCCAUCAUCGAGAGACAAGUCAUCACUCACUAUCGGGAUAUUGAUCAUGGAAUCGUCCCUGCGCAUCCCCCGUCUCCUCUCCGUGAGCAUCGCGACACAGAGAUUGAGAUCCACACGUCGCGGGGAGGGACUGAGGUCGGCAUCCAUCGCGCACGUUCUCGCUCCCGGGUCCGUGGCCGCUCCAUUGAGCGCCCUGUGAUCCGGGUCGACGACGAUGCAUCCGUCCGGGUUGAUCGCAAGCACUUGCAUGUCGACAUUGAGCGUCGUCGUAGCCUCUCCCGCACCGGCGGCCGCCGUGCUCAUUCUGCUGCUCCACCUAUCAUCGAUCACUCAUCCUCGUCCUCUGAUGAGGAGUAUGAAAUCACCUCCCGUAUCGGUGCCCGCAGCCGCCCCGGCGAGGCUAUUGGCGGUAGCACUCGCAACUGGACCAUCAUCGACGUGCCGCCGGGCACCGAGCGCGUUCGCAUGGAUGGCGCCGGCGGUGCCUCGGCCGAGGUCACUUGGUCCAAGUACAGCGGUGUGAGGAGAACCCGUUGGAUCCCUGACCGCGACGAGGAGAAGGACAAAGACUCAAUUGUAUCGUCUACCACCACGACCACGACUGUGUCGGAGCGAGAGCGUGGCCGGGUUCGCAGCCGUUCUCGCGAUCGCCGUGUGAGUGUGUCGAUUAACCUUGAUAAGAACGACGACCGUCGUGAGCUCGAGGUUGAGAAGGUCACCGACCGUCGCAUCGUCCGCGCGUCGAGCACCAACCCGCCCGCCAAGCGCCAGCCGGAGACCUGGACCGAGAUCACCAAGGACCUGGUCUGCCGCGAGGCAAUUGAGCAGCUGGGCUAUGAGUACGAGGAAACCGACUGGUUCUACUACAUCGUGGAGUACCUAAGCUAUGAUGAGGUCUGCCAACUGGUCGACCUCUCAGACCGUAUCCGCGCCGAGCGCCAGCAGCGCGCCCGCGAGCUGGCCUGGGAGCGCGGCGAGUGGCGUCCCGUCGACGACUGGGACCUGUACUACUACCGUGACCACGAGGACCGCCACCGCGGCCGUGACCGUCAUAGUCGCCGCCAUCACCAUAAGUACCGCUAUGCGUCAUCGACCGUCGACUAUGACGACGACGGCGACUCGCGUGUCGUCGAGCGCGAGGUGGUGUAUGAUAGCCACCGGUCGAGGUCGAGGGGGUAUCGGCAUUAA
Molecule: messenger RNA, 1689 nt
Organism: Thermochaetoides thermophila DSM 1495
Lineage: Eukaryota; Fungi; Ascomycota; Sordariomycetes; Sordariales; Chaetomiaceae
Exons: 3
Coding region: 1-1689 (562 amino acids)
Source: RefSeq, a predicted model, not a curated record